Lindgomyces ingoldianus is the source of this 1751-nucleotide messenger RNA. Its product is annotated as UDP-galactose transporter. Gene Ontology annotation, molecular function: GDP-mannose transmembrane transporter activity; antiporter activity. Lineage: Eukaryota; Fungi; Ascomycota; Dothideomycetes; Pleosporales; Lindgomycetaceae. The record is from RefSeq and is a predicted model, not a curated record. The transcript has 4 exons. Gene Ontology annotation, cellular component: Golgi apparatus. The coding region runs from base 220 to 1374 and encodes 384 amino acids.
CACCACCUCCUUGCACAUUCCCUUGUCGCGAUAGGAAUAUCUUUCUUUUCUCACCCGCAUCCUUUCUUCCUUCCGCCGCGCUGUAACCUGGUGCCCUGUGCCUGCCGUUGAGAAGCCUCUCUCCUGCGGCUGGGUGUCCACUCCCUUCCUUCCAAACGUGCACCUUUAAUCACCGCCUCCUUACGUGUCCCUCCACCCCACCCCUCCAAUACCGCAGUCAUGGCCGACGACAAGAAGACGGACGACUACAAGAUCGAUAUUCCCGACCGCAAAGAGUCCUUCAACCGCGCCCCAUCGCCCGUCAUGCGUCCCCAAACGAAGAAACACCACCUCUCAAUUACGGAGAACCCCUCGCUAGCUAUUAUGUCCUAUUGCGCGUCGUCAAUUCUGAUGACCGUUACCAACAAAUAUUGUCUGUCGGGCGUGGAUUUCAAUCUGAAUUUCUUUUUGCUUUGCGUCCAGUCUGUGGUUUGUGUUGUUGCCAUCUCAACUUGCAAGAGCGCUGGUGUGAUUACGUACCGGGAUUUCAACACCGACGAGGCCAGGAAAUGGUUUCCCAUUUCCCUCCUUCUCAUCGGCAUGAUCUACACCGGCACAAAGGCCCUGAAGUUUCUCUCCAUUCCCGUAUAUACAAUCUUCAAGAACCUCACUAUCAUCCUCAUUGCGUAUGGCGAGGUUCUUUGGUUCGGCGGGUCCGUCACACCAAUGACGCUUUUCUCGUUUGGUUUGAUGGUUAUCAGCUCUGUCAUUGCGGCAUGGGCGGAUAUCCAGCAUGCUUUGUCCAGCUUUGGGGAGGCUACAUCCGAGGCUACAAAUGCCAUCUCUACUUUGAAUGCAGGAUACCUGUGGAUGUUGUUCAACUGCUUCUGCACUGCCUCUUACAUUUUGGGCAUGAGGAAGCGAAUAAAGUUGACCAACUUCAAGGAUUUUGACACCAUGUACUACAAUAACCUCCUCACCAUUCCCAUCUUGUUGGCUGCUUCUCUCUUUGUGGAGGACUGGUCGUCUUCUAACAUCUCUAAGAAUUUCCCAGUUGAGAAACGCAAUACCUUGAUCAUGGCCAUGAUCUUCUCUGGACUCUCCUCGGUUUUCAUUUCCUACACCUCCGCCUGGUGUGUCCGUGUCACCUCGUCUACCACCUACUCCAUGGUCGGCGCCUUGAACAAGCUCCCAAUCGCCAUCAGCGGUCUCGUCUUCUUCGAUGCUGCCGUCACUUUCGGAAGCGUUUCUGCCAUCUUUGUUGGCUUCAUUAGCGGUAUCGUGUACGCGCUCGCCAAGGUCAGGCAGAACAGCAAGCCAAAGGAUACCCUCCCCACGACGAACGUGCCCAUGAGCGCGAGCAGCCAGAGCAUGAGGGACAGCUUCAAGUCAUAAAUCUCGAAAGCAGCUGGGAUGGCUUUUCUUGCAUAGAAGCGUCAAUUGGUCAAUGAAUGGCAGGGGACAGGCUUAUGGCGCUCAUAUCUACUUUAACUCACAGCCCAUGUUGAAUUGAAUUCAACAACAGUGGUUCUUCCUCUUGGUUCUCAUAGGGUCCUUCACUUCUGCUGAUCCUCUUCUUGUACUUCAUAUAUACCAGUUGUUCUCCUAUCCUCUUUAACAUUUCUAGAAACGGUCGGGCGUCUUGGUUCGGGUCCUUUGACGGUCUCCCCGUGAUUAGCUUGGACGGGGAGGAACAAUAUGGAUGAUUCUUUGAAGAAUCAUGACAGCGCAUCAAUGUAGUAAAUUAUUUAAUGGAAUCGGGUAAAUGCUUG